Labrus mixtus (cuckoo wrasse) is the source of this 979-nucleotide messenger RNA. It is a transcript of the gene tcf21, whose product is annotated as transcription factor 21. NCBI's taxonomy places the organism in Eukaryota, Metazoa, Chordata, Actinopteri, Labriformes, Labridae. The coding region runs from base 116 to 628 and encodes 170 amino acids. Gene Ontology annotation, molecular function: protein dimerization activity; RNA polymerase II transcription regulatory region sequence-specific DNA binding; DNA-binding transcription factor activity, RNA polymerase II-specific. The record is from RefSeq and is a predicted model, not a curated record. The transcript has 2 exons. Gene Ontology annotation, biological process: developmental process; regulation of transcription by RNA polymerase II.
UCUGCUCCGUUCAUGGACAAUUAGCAGCUCGUGAAAACAUUCAUAGGGCGCGCGUCUGUUCACAUCUGUCUGUCCAGCAUUACCUUCCUGCUCUGAUGUUUUGAGACGGUCCACCAUGUCCACCGGGUCCCUUAGUGAUGUCGACGACGAGCUCCUGGACGGCCUCCUGAAGUUCGGCUCCUCGGGGAAGGACUCCAACGAGAGCACCGAGGAGAGCUCCAACUGCGAGGGCACGUGCGCGAACGAUGCGCCGGGCAAAAAGAGGAAGACUGCGUCCCGGAAAACUGCACCCAAGGGUGUGGCUCUGCAGGAGGGCAAGCACGGACAGAGGAACGCGGCGAACGCACGGGAGAGAGCAAGGAUGCGCGUCCUGUCCAAAGCGUUCUCCCGGCUGAAGACGACCCUGCCUUGGGUACCAUCAGACACCAAGCUCUCCAAACUUGACACGCUGCGCCUUGCGUCCAGCUACAUCGCUCACCUCCGGCAGAUACUGGCCAACGACAAAUAUGAGAACGGAUUUAUCCACCCUGUUAACCUGACGUGGCCUUUCAUGGUUGCAGGGAAGCCGGAGACCGAUUUGAAGGAGAUGCUGAACACAACAAGGUUAUGUGGAACAACAGCGUCCUGACGAAACCACACUGACAACUCUAUUGUUUUUAAUGGACCAAUGAUUUUCAAAAUAAGAAAGAAUAAGACUGAAAUGCCCUCAUCUCCGCAGACUUUGAGUGGGAAUAACGGGGAGUUUCAUCUCUCCUUCGUUCCUGUACACUUUUAUUUAAAUGUUUUUAUUGUCACCAAUGUUGUCUUUGCUGGUUCAAAGAUCAUUUGCGUUCUUUUAUAGCCCUUAUUGCAUUUUUUUUAUAGGCUACUUUGCAGAUGCAUUUUUACUCAUGCAGGUUUUGGUGGUUGCCUUAUGAUGGAUGUCUACUGUUGUACAGCUUAUGUGAAGGCUAUAUCAAAUAUAUUUGUAUAACAUUUA